AUGCCGAACAACACCUUGCCCGGCCCUACGGGUCUAGUUCUCAAGUACAUCCUGCUUGGUUUAGGCACUCAAAACUAUACAUGCGCCACCCCAGGGUCUUCUGCCGCACCAGGCACUACAGGAGCAAAAGCUACGCUCUACGAUCUAGGCACUAAGCUAAGCACUGAUCCUUUCGCCAAAUGGAAGAUUAAUACUAUCCCCACACUCGCCCUUAGCCUGUCCUCCUAUUCGCCAGUACUUAGUUCCUGGCUCGCGGUAUCAGGGUACAGCACUAUCCUCGGCAAGCACUUCUUUACCAGCGCUAUGGUUCCUACCUUCAGCCUCGACAACGUCCCCCCGCCACCUUUCCCACAAGUUAACGGGAAGAAGAACGGCACGAUGACUGCGCCCAUCUAUUCCUGUCCAGGCACGACUAACGAAGGCGCCGUCCCCUGGCUUAAGUUAAUCGACGCUGGCGGCUCUCAGAGUGGAGUCAACACGGUCUAUAGGUUGGUAACUGCCGGUGGAAGCGCGCCUGCGACCUGCGAGAAUAUCCAGACAACAAUAUUCGAGGUCCCUUACGCGGCUGAGUACUGGAUCUACGGUAUCCUCACAGCAUAA
This is a messenger RNA of Mytilinidion resinicola, 600 nucleotides long. RefSeq lists its product as uncharacterized. Lineage: Eukaryota; Fungi; Ascomycota; Dothideomycetes; Mytilinidiales; Mytilinidiaceae. The record is from RefSeq and is a predicted model, not a curated record. The coding region runs from base 1 to 600 and encodes 199 amino acids. The transcript is spliced from 2 exons.